GCCAUCAUUCAACACGUUACACCCGUGGAAAUAGCAAGAGCUGUGGAAAGGAAUAUCCUCGCUUGCUUAGCCCUGGGACUUCUGGCCAUGGUCACUCUGUGUCAUGGUGAUUGUUUCCUUUAUCCCAACCCACCUCGUCCAGUCAAUGGUAAAGUCCCCUCAGGUUGCAUGGAUCUUCAAGGUGUGUUACACCCCACUGGUUCUAAAUGGAUAGAUGAAUAUUGCUACAGAUGUGUUUGUACCAGAAAUAAAAUUUCAUGCUGCAGUACAAUUCCAGUGUUUACUGAUCUCCCCAGCGACUGUAAAUCUGUGGUGGAUAAAGACUGCAACUACAAGCUGGUGAAGAAGCAUAAACCUGACACUGAUUGUAUCAAAAUGUCUGUUAACUAAGACAUCACUCACUUACAAGAAAAUAUCUAGUCAUGUUAGACGUGUUUUUAGUCUUCCUUUGCUUUAGUCAUUAACAUUUCUUCUUUGCUAGUGAAAGAAGUAAAGUCGAGGCACACCUCACAAAUUAACUGUGUGAAUGGGUGGUUGUGGGAUUCUCCAG
Messenger RNA from Polypterus senegalus (gray bichir), 550 nucleotides. RefSeq names its product beta-microseminoprotein A1-like. The coding region runs from base 88 to 390 and encodes 100 amino acids. The transcript has 4 exons. NCBI's taxonomy places the organism in Eukaryota, Metazoa, Chordata, Cladistia, Polypteriformes, Polypteridae. The record is from RefSeq and is a predicted model, not a curated record.